AUGUCGGAGCGAGGCUCGUUCCGAGGUGGUCGGGGAGGUCGCGGCGGAGGCGGUGACCGCCGCGGCGCCCACUCCACCCAGCAGAAUCGAGGUGGCGGUGCACGAGACGGUGGCGGUGCUCAACAACAGCAAGAAAAGCCCAAGAAGGAGAACAUCCUGGAUUUAACCAAGUAUAUGGAUAAGGAGGUCAAUGUUAAAUUCAAUGGGGGACGAGAAGUCAGCGGCAUCUUAAAAGGAUACGACCAACUGAUGAACCUUGUUUUGGACGACGUGAAAGAGAAAAUGCGAGAUGAAUCCGGCAAAGAGGCUACUCGUUCCCUCGGCUUGAUAGUUGCCCGUGGUACACUCCUCGUCCUGAUAUCUCCAGCAGAUGGGAGUGAGGAGAUUGCUAAUCCUUUUGUGCAACAAGAGGAAUGA
This is a messenger RNA of Talaromyces atroroseus, 417 nucleotides long. RefSeq lists its product as hypothetical. Gene Ontology annotation, cellular component: Lsm1-7-Pat1 complex; U12-type spliceosomal complex; U2-type prespliceosome. The record is from RefSeq and is a predicted model, not a curated record. The coding region runs from base 1 to 417 and encodes 138 amino acids. Gene Ontology annotation, biological process: mRNA splicing, via spliceosome; nuclear-transcribed mRNA catabolic process. The transcript has 3 exons. Lineage: Eukaryota; Fungi; Ascomycota; Eurotiomycetes; Eurotiales; Trichocomaceae. Gene Ontology annotation, molecular function: RNA binding.